Molecule: messenger RNA, 1602 nt
Organism: Cherax quadricarinatus
Lineage: Eukaryota; Metazoa; Arthropoda; Malacostraca; Decapoda; Parastacidae
Source: RefSeq, a predicted model, not a curated record
AUGGCUCAGUACCAGUCUCUCCCCACUGCCUCCCACCUACUGCCCACCACACACGACCCUGAGACCCACCUACUGCCCACCACACACAACCCUGAGACUCACCUACUGCCCACCACACACAACCCUGAGACCCACCUACUGCCCACCACACACAACCCUGAGACCCACCUACUGCCUACCACACACGAUCCUGAGACCCACCUACUGCCCACCACACACAACCCUGAGACCCACCUACUGCCCACCACACACACCCCUGAGACCCACCUACUGCCCACCACACACAACCCUGAGACCCACCUACUGCCCACCACACACAACCCUGAGACCCACCUACUGCCCACCACACACAACCCUGAGACCCACCUACUGCCCACCACACACAACCCUGAGACCCACCUACUGCCCACCACACAUAACCCUGAGACCCACGUGCUGCCCACCACACACGACCCUGUGACCCACCAGCUGCCCACCACACAUGACCCUGAGACCCACCUGCUGCCCACCACACACAACCCUGAGACCCACCUGCUGCCCACCACACACGCCUUAAAAUUCCAAGAGCUCCUUUCCUCCCACAUCCUCGAGAAGCACCUUAUACCAGGGAGACCCACCAGUGAUGGCCCACUGCUCACUACCCACGCCCUCAACAGUCAUAUUCUACCCACCGCCCAUACCUUCAACAAGCACCUCCCGCCCAUCACCUGUGACCACAGUCAAGCGGUCACCCUUGGUCUCGAAAAUUUCUUGCUUCCCACCACCCAUACCCUGGACACCCACCUGCAGCCCACGUUUCAGCUGCAGGAGUGGGCUGCCCACAGCCGCAGACCGAACGAACACACCUACGAUGAAAUGGUCGUCAACGACCUGCCUCCACCAUCCAGGUCGUUCAAGGUGUGGGAAGAGAGUGGUCCCACUGAGUGUGGGCGUGGGGGGAGAGCCACCCCGUCCCCACACCCACCAUCCAAACGCUGCGACAUCAACACACUUCACCCAGGUGAUGGAGAGUCCCCCACACCUUCAGGCGACCGCUCGAACAAGCAGGUGGCAUUCUCAGAGCUGCCCUCACAGCUGGCACCCCUUGACACAGUGCAUAUCCCCAUCUCUGAGCUCCCUGCAGCACUAGAUACCAUUAAUGACAUUUACCAGAGUGCCUACUGCUAGAUGUUGCUGUUUAACACUCGGCUGCUGCUGCUACUGCUGCUGCUUCUGCUGCUACUUCUGUUACUCCUGUUGCAUCGACUGCUGUUGCUACUGCUGCUCCCUCUGCUGUCUAACCAAGCCAAUGACCGCGACAGUGCCUGAACACUCAGCUCCUUUAAGCUAAAAACCGCAUUUUGGUGUCACAAUAAAAGCGCAUCAUAAAUGCCAGAUGGUUGAUGUGAUUCACUGUUGUUGUGGCCAAAUAAUAAUAAUAAAACAACACUUUACAGGGUAAUUAAGAAUACUAUAAUUAUUAAGGCUGUCACUGUUCACCGCCAGUCAACAAUACUUUAAUAAUGGAUCAAAAUAAACUCUAAAUGUAUAUGUAAUGAUAUAUGCUCUCUUCCAUGUGUAUAUAUACUGUCGCUCUCGUUGUAUAAACAUCAUGAGACAUCA